Molecule: messenger RNA, 2922 nt
Organism: Lagenorhynchus albirostris (white-beaked dolphin)
Lineage: Eukaryota; Metazoa; Chordata; Mammalia; Artiodactyla; Delphinidae
Gene: PIF1
Product: PIF1 5'-to-3' DNA helicase
Exons: 10
Coding region: 30-2237 (735 amino acids)
Biological process (GO): DNA repair; telomere maintenance
Molecular function (GO): DNA helicase activity
Source: RefSeq, a predicted model, not a curated record
UCUCCGUCCUGACCUCUAUACCACCUGUCAUGACCCCUGCGCUCCGGUCUUUUUGCAGACCUGCAGAGUUGGCGGCGAUGCUGUCGGGCACCCAGGCAGUGGCAGCGGAAUGCGCGGACGCGGAGCUGCGGUGCCGUGUUGCUGUGGAGGAGUUGAGCCCGGGCGGGCAGCCGCGAAGGCGCCAGGCCCUGCGCACCGCGGAGCUGAGACUGGGUCGUAACGAGCGCCGCGAGUUGAUGCUGAGGCUGCAGGCGCCCGGGCCCGCGGGGCGGCCGCGGUGCUUUCCCCUGCGCGCCGCGCGCCUCUUCACGCGCUUCGCCGCGUCCGGGCGCAGCACUCUGCGGCUUCCCGCCGACGGCGCUCCCCGGACCGGCGCGGUGCAGCUGCUGCUCUCCGACUGCCCCCCUGACCGCCUGCGCCGCUUCCUGCGCACUCUGCGCCUCAAGCUGGCCGCGGCCCCGGGUCCCAGGCCGGCCUCCGCCCGCACGCAGCUGCUUGGCCCGCGGCCCCGCGACUUCGUCACCAUCAGCCCGGUGCAGCCCGAGGAGCUGCGGCGCGCGGCGGCCACCUGGGUCACGGACUCCACGCCGGUGAAGCAGCCCACGGAGCCCCGGUCCGGGGCCAAGCCCAGCACCGAAGUCCCAAGGUGGCCCCUGCCUGUGAAGAAGCUGAGCUUGCCCCCCACCAAACCAGAGCUUUCCAGGGAACAGGCUGCUGUGCUGAGGGUUGUCCUGAAAGGCCAGAGCAUUUUCUUCACUGGGAGUGCAGGUAGUGGGGGGCAGAGUGGGUGUGGGGAGAACAGUGGUGUGUUAGGAUGGAGGAGAAGUGGCCCUGACUUUGCCUUCUGCCCAGGGACGGGGAAGUCUUAUCUGCUGAAGCGUAUCCUGGGCUCACUGCCUCCCACAGGCACUGUGGCCACUGCCAGCACUGGGGUGGCAGCCUGCCACAUCGGGGGUACUACCCUCCAUGCCUUUGCAGGCAUUGGCUCGGGUCAGGCUCCCCUGGCCCAGUGUGUGGCCCUGGCCCAGCGGCCAGGUGUGCGGCAGGGCUGGCUGAACUGCCAGCGGCUAGUCAUUGAUGAGAUCUCCAUGGUGGAAGCGGACCUAUUUGAUAAGCUGGAGGCCGUGGCCAGAGCUGUCCGGCAGCAGAACAAGCCAUUUGGAGGGAUCCAGCUCAUCAUCUGUGGGGACUUCCUGCAGCUGCCGCCUGUAACCAAGGGAUCCCAGCCCCCGCAGUUCUGCUUCCAGGCCAAGAGCUGGAGGAGAUGUGUCCCAGUGACCCUGGAGCUGACUGAGGUGUGGAGGCAGACAGACAAGACCUUCAUCUCUCUGCUGCAAGCUGUGCGGCUGGGCAGGUGCUCAGACGAGGUCACCCGCCAGCUCCGGGCCACAGCUGCCCACAGGGUGGGGCGAGAUGGGAUUGUGGCCACGAGGCUCUGCACCCACCAGGAUGAUGUGGCCCUUACCAACGAGAGGCAGCUGCAGAAACUACCAGGUGAGGUACACAGCUUUGAGGCCAUGGACAGUGACCCUGAGCAAGCCCGGACCCUGGAUGCCCAAUGUCCCGUUAGCCAGCUCCUUCAGCUAAAGCUGGGGGCUCAGGUGAUGCUGGUGAAGAACUUGGCAGUGUCUCGGGGCCUGGUAAAUGGUGCCCGAGGGGUAGUAGUUGGGUUUGAAGCCGAGGGGAGAGGGCUGCCCCAGGUACGGUUCCUGUGUGGAGUCACCGAGGUCAUCCGUGCAGACCGCUGGAUGGUGCAGGCCACUGGGGGCCGGCUUCUCAGCCGGCAGCAGCUGCCCCUCCAGCUGGCCUGGGCCAUAUCCAUCCACAAGAGCCAGGGCAUGUCCCUGGAUUGCGUGGAGAUCUCUCUGGGCCGUGUGUUUGCCAGCGGCCAGGCCUAUGUGGCCCUUUCCCGGGCCCGCAGCCUGCAGGGCCUAUGUGUGUUGGACUUUGACCCCAUGGUGAUUCGCUGCGACCCCCGUGUGCUGAGCUUCUAUGCUACCCUGCGGCAGGACAGGGGCCUCAGCCUGGUAAGAGGGAGUCACCCAAUGGUGGGCCAUGUGGCCGUGGGCAGCCUGGGAGCUAGGACAGAGGGAAGGCCAAAGUACCAUGGGGAGGGGGUGGCAGAGCCUCCUCUGGCUCCGUUGGCAGCAGGGCCGAGAGGGAGGAGAUGCUGGCCCCCAGGCUACGACCCGGGGGUGGCACAAGCCCAUGACUGGGUUUCUCUGGCUCUGAUAUAGGAGUCCCCAGAUGACGAUGAGGCAGCCUCAGACCAGGAGAACGUGGACCCGAACCUUUGAUCUGCAAAGAGAGGACAAAGAGUGGUCUCCCCCUCUUCCUGCUCCCUGGUGGGCCAGGCCCCAGGGGAUACCUGGGGGAGGGUAGUGAAUGUCCCUUUCUCCCUUUAUCAGGGGCUCUCAGUCUCCUGGCAGGGCUCAGGAGAGAGUGCUUCCCAUCCAUUUGCCAGCUGUGCCUCAGUUUUUCCCCUUGCCCGGGGUGAGCUGCUUCCGGGGUCAGGAGUCGGCAAUGGGCCUGCAGCGGUAGCUGGUGUUAUAGGACAGAGCUCUCUGCGAGGGGCUGGCCACAGGGCCACACGGUUGUGAAUGCCGCUCUCUUUAGGCUGCAGAGAGGAGAGGUGGCAGGUCCUCCAGGAGCAGGAACAGGCUGUAGGGGUCCUGGCAGGGGACUCAGGUCCCAAGCAGAGAAGGGAACCUUGCUGUGGGGGGGGGAUCUUCACAGCUAGACCCAGCCCAGCACAAGCCAGGGCAAACACCCUCCUGAGCCUAACCUGAGAACAUGCACUGCAAACUGUGUGUCUAUAUCUUAUGCUGCUCUUUUGGUGAAGAAGUCGUGUGUAGGAGUAUUGAAAUGGAUGUUCUCAGACUGUAUUUAUUUUGGACAAAUAAACCUGUGAACUGUGUGAGG